UCGAGUUCCGGAUGCAAUUAGUAAAUGUCUAAAAUCAGUUGUGGAACAUUCAGUUUGUUAAGAGUGUCCAACAUUAAUUAACAACCGUGGUAGUUGAGAUUGUCUUGGAGUAAGAAAAAGUUGAAUAAAAAUUUUUUUCUUUUCUCUUCAAUUAGCAAUGAUUCACGGAUUGCAAUUUUGCAGUGAAAAACACACGGAUCAUUAUUAUUUCACUUGGGUUUUACACACUCUCCGCGCUUGAAAGGUUUCCUAUAUAUAUAUAUAUAUAGGUAACGCAGUGGAGUUACAAUAGUGAGUCAAAGCGAUUUAUCAAAACACGUUCCUGUUGUGAAUUAGAUUCAUCAUGACUGUCACACAAGAAGUUGAGGUGAACAUCAAUCAGCCAAAAAAAUGGGGUUUGGAUAGAAUUGUUGAAAUUCAGAGAGGAUGUAACAUAAACCUAGGCUUCAGUAUAAUUGGUGGGAAGAUUGAUGCACCAACUGACGAGAUAAAUACGGGUGAACAGAAAAGUUCAGGAGUAUUCAUCAAAUCCAUUGAUCCUGAUGCAUCUGUCUCCAAUAAUUGCAAUUUGAAGAUUGGAGAUCGCAUAGUCGAGGUCAAUGGCGUUAAUGUACUUAACUGUAAUUGUGACAAGGUAGCUGAAAUAAUAAAAAAAAAUGAAGAUAUCGUUCGACUUCGCGUUCAAUCACUUACGCUUAUGGAGCAAUCCGAUUGCGGUCAACUUAUUGAAGCAAAAAUUAAUAAUCAACAGAGUUUGAUGAAGAAAAGAUCACCGUCCAGCAAUUCGGAAGUUGAUAUAACUUUGACACCAUCAACAAAUGUCACCGAACAUGUCGCUGCUAUCGAUGCAGCUGUUGAUCAAGAAAAGCAUACUGAUGAGCAUCCUGAUACUGAUGAGAGUUCUGAAAGUGAAGAUGAACGUUAUAUGGAGGGCAACAUUCAUACUAAGGCUGGUAUGGAGAUAUCUCGUAAAAGUGCCGGUAACGUGAAACGAACAGCUGGGGAAAUAACAGCAGAUCCCGAAGAUGAGGAUGAAUACGGUUAUACUGCUCUGAAAAUUUUGAAGAAAUAUCGUGCAUUGAGCGGUCAAGUACUUUUGGAGAAAAUCGACAGAACGACUGGCGAUUUAGGUAUUGCUUUGUCUGGACAUAAAGAUAGGUCAAAGAUGGCUGUAUUUAUAUGUGGCUUAAAUCCAAAGGGAAAUGCCUAUAAAGCGGGCAAUUUAAAAGUUGGAGAUGAAAUAUUGGAGGUCAAUGGGCAUGUACUUCAAGGCCGGUGCCACCUUAAUGCUUCAGUGGUGAUAAAAGGAAUGUGUGGACCAACCCUAAAAUUAAUUAUCCAUCGGAAUAGCCCUGAAAUCAAUGAACUAGCAGUGAAGAUUCCCAUUCAUUUCCCCGCCGCCUUCGACGAGAGUGACCGUUAUAGCGGAUUCGAAGGAGUGCGGACAGUGUCUUUAAAAAAGGGAUUAUACGGCUUAGGCAUAAUGAUUGUUGAAGGCAAGCAUGCACAAGUUGGUCAAGGGAUUUUCAUUUCCGACAUUCAAGAAGGAAGCGUGGCAGAAAGAGGUGGUCUUCUACUGGGGGAUAUGAUUCUGGGCGUCAAUUCAGAUAGUUUGCUGGGUUCUACAUAUGAUCAGGCUACUGCUGUGUUGAAACGUGUGGAAGGAAUGGUCACUGUCACUGUAUGUAAUCCAAAUCAAAACAAGCAGAAAGACCAAUCUGACCGUAAUGAGCCCUCGAAAGCAUCAACGGGUGCAGCAACAACUGAAACCUCUGUUGGUCAAACGCAGCAAUCGGCUGAAGUGAAAACAUCUGAGGGGACAACCGACCCUAAAAAUGUCAAGACAAUUAAAGGCAAACCCAUAACAGUAGAAAUAACCAAGACUAAAGAAAGUCCACUUGGCCUUAUCAUUACAGGAGGAAGUGACACAUCAUGCGGUGGUGUUUUCAUUUUGGAUAUAUAUCCAGAUGGCCUAGCAGAGAAGACAGGUCAACUGAAACGAGGGGAUCAAAUACUAGAAUUUUGUCAAGAAAAUUUCAAAGCAAUUGAACAUGAGAAAGCAGCAACUACAAUUCUCACUGCUUCGGGACCAAUUAAAAUGAGCAUUUUACAAGAUGAUCAUUCCACGGAAGAAGUGGAAGUGGAACUUCACCGAAAACCUAUGAAAGGCAUUGGUCUUGGUUUAACAGCUUUCAAAUGUGGAAAAGGAGCUUAUAUAUCAGAAUUGUUGACAGGAUGCAGUGCAGCGGAAUCAGGGAAAUUGGAAAUAGGUGAUAUAGUUAUCUCAUUGAGUGGCCAAAAUGUCGAAGAAACUGAAACUGAUGAAAUUGCUAAUCUAAUAAAAGCUAUAAAUCCUGUAUUGUUGAAAGUGAAGCGAUUCAAAGCCAAGUCAUAAAUGUGUUACUUAUGCAGGAUCGAUGAGGCGACAUACGGAAAAAUUUGAAUUAAAUUGCAACCUUUGUAGAAAACAUCAAGUUUGAGGAGUUUUCUGUAUCUUCUCAGGGCAGGCGAAAUGCAAAACCUAUUUCUGUGGGGAAAUGGCAUAAUUGACGUGUUCUUUCUUUGCAUGCAUAAUUUUGAAUUCUCCGAAACGAGUCGUUUCAGAUAUUACUGUACACUAUAUACUGUAUUGGAAAAUAUCUGUCAUAUGAAAUAUAUAUUUAUGAUAAUCGA
Molecule: messenger RNA, 2673 nt
Organism: Diachasma alloeum
Lineage: Eukaryota; Metazoa; Arthropoda; Insecta; Hymenoptera; Braconidae
Gene: inaD
Product: inactivation-no-after-potential D protein
Exons: 19
Coding region: 344-2395 (683 amino acids)
Molecular function (GO): protein binding
Source: RefSeq, a predicted model, not a curated record